This is a messenger RNA of Penicillium subrubescens, 2503 nucleotides long. RefSeq lists its product as uncharacterized. The record is from RefSeq and is a predicted model, not a curated record. NCBI's taxonomy places the organism in Eukaryota, Fungi, Ascomycota, Eurotiomycetes, Eurotiales, Aspergillaceae. The transcript has 2 exons. Bases 1 to 2397 code for a protein of 798 amino acids. Gene Ontology annotation, molecular function: protein binding.
AUGCAGUCUCAUCUCACGAGACGGGUCUUCCGGGCCCUCAUCAAUAACGAGCCGCUGUCUUCUUCAAGAUGCCGACGAACCCAAUUGCUGCAUACCAUUUCCCCCGCACGAGUCCGGUCGAGUCUCGUCAGUCUUCCUCAUGUGCAACGUCGAACCCUAUUCGCCUUUAAUAUGGACCCAAGAGCUGCCUCAGGGGAGGGAAUGCCCACGACCUUGUCCUCCGAGAAAGGCCUAAAGCCGAUGACCGAUUUGAAACGAUCCCUGGAGGAUAAGAGCCGAGCUCCCCCGAACAAUACUCUGGUCAAGGCUUUUAAGCUGUUUUUUGAAACCCGAGUGGAUUCUCCUGGAGUCAUCAACUUGUUCCAGGCUCGGCUAUUGUCUAUGACAUGGAAGCACCUGAAGGCCCAGCAAGAAGAGUUGGAUGAUGAUGAUUGGAACAAUGUUUUCUCGGUGGAUAGCUUGGAACGGAUUCUCUAUGUGUUUUCCGAAGCGCAGUGCCUUCCCGAGGCGCGGGAAACAGUUUUGAAAAUCGCUCGCUAUGCCUACCUCGAGCUGUGCGCUGAUCAUGGGUUUGGUCCCAACUCAAUCAGCCGGCCCGCGCUCCUAGUCUACAUCAAUCUCUUAGCCAUGAAUGGGAAUCCCGAGGAUGCCCGCCAGGUCAUCAUCAACUUUGGAGGCCAAUUGCGCGGCGCAAAGCCAUCUCCCUGGCUCACUGUCCUGAAGGGAUUUGCCCUGAAAGAUGACCGGCGCCAGCUGCGGAAAAUCACACAAGAACUGGAGAAAUACGGGGUCAAGUUUGACCAAGCUUCCCAUGAAGAGCUUGUUGAUAUUCUCAUCGCACAGGAUCUAUUCAAAGCAGCGCAGACUGCCUACGAGUGCCCCAUGGCUGGGAAUGCCGAGCCAUCGCUAGCUACUAAAAAGGCUGUGAUCAACUAUGCAAUCUUGCAGUCCGACACCGCGUGGGCAGAGCCUAUCUACCAAUCUAUUUGUGAAGGCGCCAGUCCCAACCCGGAGACUGUAGGUGUUGCUUUGCUCUGGGAAGCCGCCCAGGGCGCAAGUGCAUCUUCACUAGGCGAAAAAGUCAAAUCGUGGACCGCGACAAACCCUCGGAUCAGAGAGGCUCUCACGAUUGCAGAUAUCAACAACCUACUUCGAUAUACCCAUGCAAAUGAGAAUCCACAGCUGGCCACGGCUUUCCUAAACUUGGCAGAACAGUGGGGACUUGCUCCCGAUGAGCAGACACAUUUGCUGCAGCUGGAGUCGGCCAUCCAGGCUGGCGAUGUUGAGGCCUCUCUUCACAUCUUGGAAAAUCAAGUGGACCCCACAUCUCUUCCAAAUGCCAACCUCUCUCUUUCCAACCAGCUUAUCACGAUGCUUUGCUCCUCGGAAAAGAAGGAUGAACUUUUCCAACAGAUUUCGUCCCUCUUGGAUCCGCUAUUUCAAGAUGGAGUGCACCUGGAACCAACCACCGUCGCCGCAUUGACCCGUAUGCUGCUAUACCGCCACGACAACGAAGCUGUUUCCGAAUUGCUUCGACCUCGACUAGCUACCUAUGACAGCCAAGGGAAGACUGUGAUCCGCACAGCAGUGACCGAUUUCAUCUUGGAUCUCAACGAGAAGGACGCAGACGUGUGGGAGGUGUAUGAGCUGUUCAAGCUUGCAUUCCCCGAGACGGGCGUCAGCGUGCGAACUGAAAUCAUGUGUACCUUCUUUGAGCGCAAGCGCAGUGACCUCGCAGUCCUAGUUUUCGGCCACAUGCGCCAGGCAGAAGACCUGUCACGCCGGCCGAAGCCAGAUACCUAUGCCCGAUGCUUCCAGGGUCUUGCGCGGACUGCCGACGUGACUAACCUGGAGCUGGUCCACAAUAUGCUCAAGCUUGACCUGGAGGUGGAGCUUACUACCCGGAUUCUCAAUGGCCUGAUGCUGGCCUAUGCCGCCUGCGACAUGCCCGAGAAGAGCAUGAAUAUCUUCCGGCAGAUCCUACAGUCAGACGAAGGUCCAUCAACCAAGACGAUCGCCCUCUUCUUCAAGGUCUGCCAGAAGCACCACAAUGGCGUACAAGAAGCUAUCAAGAUGAUGAGCAAAGUCAAGAAAUUGGAGAUCGAGGUUGACCGUCGCCUGUACUCGUCGUAUAUGGAGGCGCUGGCUGCACAAUGUGAAUUUGAUCGUGCCACGGAAGCUAUCAAUAACAUGCGAGCCGAAAUUGGGGUUCCUCCUACAAGUACAACGAUUGGACUGUUUUAUAAUGCUAUUCCCUAUCAGUACUGGAAGGACCAGGUAGAAGAGUGGGCUCGCAAGACGUACCCCGAGCUCUGGGAGCAUCUGGAAAAGACGGAGCGUAGUGAGCAUGAAGAAGGGCAGAAGUUUGAUGGUAUUUCGAAUGAGGUCUGGGUCUAGAUAUCCAUGGGUUGUGUUCAGGAGAUGUGUUUUUUCUUGUAUAUUAUGUUACUGUACGUAGCGCAUUUUAUUAGGACUUACAUAAGGCAUGAGAACGAAUUUUGAG